GAAAAGGACUCUUUACACAUGCGCAUUGGGUAUCAUGGAGGAAUGUAAACUAAUCCAAACAACUUGUUUCUAUCCCUAAGAAAAAAGAGUCUUUUCCCCAUCAAGCAUAAUGGAUCGUUAUUCCAAGAAAAAGUCACCAGAUGAUUCAGCCAAGAGAAAUCUAAAGGCAGAAGCAAUGCAAGAAGUUCUUCCUGGUUAUGAAGAAUAUUUAGUUCUACUUCAGGAAAGAAACAGAUUGCUUAAGAGACUUAGAAAGAAAUCUAAGAAGCAGAUCGACAUUGAAAGAAAGGAACAGGGAUUUUCUAUCUAUGUCAAUGGAGCCAAUACAGAGAUGAUGGCUAAAAAACAGAAAUCACAAGCACAUCAAGAAAGUCCUCAAGAUGACAGACCAACAUCCGGUAGACUAAAAACUGCAGGAGAUGUAAGUAACAAACGAGUUUUGAAUCUAGAAGACCUUAAUGCAAUAUCACAGUUAGAAAGACAAAAAAUGGCAGAAAGAAACAGAGCUAAAACUGCUCCAGCUAGAGAGAGAAGACGGAACUGGCAGGCAGCAUCUGUAGAGAUAAAGACAGAGAGAGGAGAAAAUAGAAGAAUAAAAGCUCCAGAAAUGAUAACUGGAAAUUAUGAGGAUGAUUUUGAAGAUUCUGAUGAUGAUGGGGAUGAUGACGAUUCUGAUGAUGAACAGCAGAUGAGAGCUAGUAUGUCACAGUAUUUAUCAGAUGAUGACUCAGACAGCGACAUUGAGAUAGAUGCUUCCAAACAUAACAGAUUCAAUAAAUUUAAGUCACCUCCAAAGAAAAACUCUGCUGUGGAAGGUGUAAAAAGGAAAGUCAAAGCACCAGAGGAAAGAAUAAAUGAGAAAUUAGAACUUAGUAUUUCUGAUGUCAAGAAACUGCGACAAAGUUUAUGUAUGAAUGCCAGCAUCAGAGAAAGUCUUGCCAAGGAAGUCAGUUCUGAUUUUGAAGAAGCAGAAAUUCUAGAAGAAAUAGACUAUUCCAGUCAGGAUGAAGACUUAUCUGACAGAGACUCUCCUAUUCCUGAAGAGGAUGAAGAUAUAAUAGAGGACCUUGUCCCAGCUACAGACAGUGUGGAAGAGAAAAAAGCACCUGUCUUUAAACAUACAGAUACUAUUGUUCUAGAGUUAGCUUUACCUCAGCAAAAAAAGAAAGUACAGCAUAAUUUAUCAGCUGCGAGGAAGAAAGAUAUUGAUGAUGACACAAAUGGCAACAGACCACAUCGUAAAGAUCCAGUACCUUCUAGUCCUAGAGGUCAAAAGCCAAAGGUUGAUAGUGUAUUACAAGCUAAUGUGCCCUCCAGAUCCAAACAAGAACGUCCUCUCUCAGCCAACAGACGUAAUCAACCUGAGAAGGUUGAUACUAAUGAGGAGGCUUCAGCUGUCAUGGCAGCAUUAAGAGCAGAGAAUGAAAAAGCAUCAAAAUUAAUUAGAAAUACUCCUUCUACACCUGAUAGAUCUAAACCAAGACCUUCAAGUUUGAACCCUCAGAGGAAGUCUGUGGAAGCAAGGCCAAUAAGAACACCUACCAAAGACAAAUCAGAUGUUAGAGGUUCACAGAAUGUUAACAGAUCUAAAGAUGGUCCUUCUGUAAGGAAGUCUCAACAAGUUAGAGAAUCUGUUAAUGUUCCACAAUCACCCAGACAGGAAACAAGUGAUAGUUUCCUGAAGAAUGAUAAACUGACUGAAAUAAUGAAGAAAGUUCUACUCAUGCAACCUAAACAGCAGAAGAAAUUAAUGACAGUUUUAACAAAGAUUGAAGGUUCUGUAGAAAAUGAACCCAAACAGAAACCAAACACUCCAGUAAAAGCUACAGAACCUGUGAACAACAUGGUCAACAGACAAUCAAAGAAUGUCAAAUCUGGAAAAGGUCAUUCUCCUGACGAAAUGACAGAGGUUAACAUAGAACUGGUAUCCACAUGGGGACAUAAGGAACAGAUAGGACUAACAGAGUUACAGUUCUUUGAUAAAAACAGGAAACUGAUACCCAUAAGUACCAGUAAUAUUACAGUUCAUGGAGCUAGGGACAACAGCAAUCUGGUUGAUGUGUUAUUUAAUGGGAAAGGAAAGACAAACAAAGAUAGAAACAUGUGGUGUUGUAGAUAUAAGAAAGGAGUACCUGUGGAAAUGUGUAUACAGUUACCUGUAUCAUCACCAGAACUAUUGUCUAGGGUCAAAAUAUGGAACUACAACAAAAGUAUGCAAGAUUUAGAGAUAGGUGUAAAGCAUGCGAGGAUAUUUAUUGGUGGAGAAUUAGUUUUUGAUGGAGUUAUAGAGAAAGGCUGUGGUAAUCAGGUGUUUGAUUAUGGUUUUAUUAUUAACUUAAACGAUAUAGAAGAUCAACCAUCACCUAGAAGUCCUAAACCCUCCUCACCAGCUCAUGUGUCUCCCACACCUCCAUCCAGACCUACUGAUGUCUAUUCAGAACCAAAGGUACAGCAUAGACCUCUUCCCAAACCACCAUCUCCUGCCAGACAAUCUAGAACUGAGAAGUCAGUUAAAGCCUCUACUGAAAUGUCUCGGCAGAAAGUUUCUAAAUCACCUUCACCUGUUGGACAGUCUAGAAAUGAAGAUGUUAUAAUGACUAAACCGAAACCUGUUAAAAGAAACAUUUCUAAUUCUCCGUCUCCGGCUCCGGCUAGGCCUAUCAGUGGAUCGUCUAAUUCCUCUAAUGAAUCAAACCAGAAACCAUCCAGACCUCUCCCACAAGUACGCAGUGAGACAAGGACAAUGAACCACUCUGAUAGAAGUCUACAGAAGCCUGUUGUAUCUGAUAGACAAGGCAGUGACAAUGAGGACUAUCAUAAAGAUGAAAACAAGCUACCAGGGAGACAUAAAGGGUCCAGGACCCCUAGAAAGUCCAAACGAAUGGCUGCCAAGCUUGAUGGACAUUCUUCAACAGAAACUGACUCUAGACAAUUUUCAGAUAGUGCUGAUGGGCGAAGGUCUCCACUUGUUCAGAAGGAAGAGAUGGUCAGCAGCCAGUCAGCAUUGCCAUCAGAACCAGAGCCUACAACACAAUAUAGUGCCCCACCUCAGUCAAUCAGGGACCCUCCAUCAGAUCCUGUAGAUCCUCCAUCUCAACAUAGUACUCUAUCUCAAAGUGAAGAUGACAUUCCAAUGAUACAGAAACUUCAACAACUCAAUCACAAACAGCAACCCGAUCCAAGUAAAAAGAAAGGACCCCCAUCUUGGUUAAAGAAUGAAGAUUUAGCUGGUCCAUUUGAGGGUCCUCCGUCCAGUAGACAGGAACAGAGAACCCCUGUCAAUCAAGUACCUGUUAAGAAUGAUGACCACAUGUAUCAGACUAAACAGGAUGAUAUAGACAUGCUCAUAGAUGAGGAAUUAGCCAUGUGGCCAAAAACAGGAAAAUCAGAAUUAAAGACUGUGUUUGAUGCUGAAAAAGCCAAGCCAGAACCUAGUAAGGAUGAUGGUAAAGCAACGCCCAUGCAGAAAAUUAAAGAAAAUAGAUCAAAAUGGCGGGAAAAUCAGAAAAAGAACCUUGAGGAAUCCUGGGGAUCACUGACAAUGUUUGAUAGACAACAAAAAGGCAGAAUUUCUAUGGACUUAGAUGAUGAUUCAUUAGAUGAAUACCUCAAUCCCCCAAAGAAACAGGUACCAAAAGAGGCCCCCAUACAGGAAGAGGAAGAUGAUGAUUUAGUUGAUUCUAUCUUAAAUGAAGUUCCUGGGGAUGAAGAUUUCAUCAUACCAGAAUUGCCAUAUGGUAAAAGCUUGGUUAUUGAUAUCAUAUCUACCUGGGGUGACAGACAUUAUGUUGGUCUGACAGGGAUCCAGUUGUUUACUUCUAAUGGGGAUGCAGUUACAAUAUCAAAGAUAUCAGCAGAACCCUCCGACAUUAAUAUCUUAGAUGAGUACAACAAAGAUCCACGUGUCAUUUCUAAUGUCUUAGAUGGAGUCAACAGAACCAGAGAUGAUGUUCAUAUGUGGUUAGCUCCCUUUACAGAAGGAAAACAUAAUUAUAUUAACCUGACAUUUGAUAAACCUUGUAAAAUAGCUUUAAUGAGGAUAUGGAAUUACAAUAAAUCCAGAAUACAUUCUUACCGUGGUGCCAAAGAUGUUAUUAUUACAUUAGAUAAGAAUGAGAUAUUUAAAGGAGAGAUAGAGAGAGCAUGUGGAGGAAUAGAAGGAGGGACAGAAGCAUUUGGUGAUACAAUACUGUUCACGACAGAUGAGAACAUAUUAGAAUGUGUAUCACGUAAUGAUGAUGCUUACGAGGGUGAGAUGUUUGACAGUGAUGAGCCAGAUGAUGUGCCAUUCGAGAGACCAAGAACAGCUGAUGCUGGAGAUGAGAAUAGACCAUUCACAAGAGCGGUUGGCAAUAUAGAUGGAAGCACUUCACCUUUACCUCCACGACCUGCAACAAGUAUGGUCACAGAGGGAGAUGUUAUUGUGUUCAAGGGAAAACAACUGUUGCUCUGUUUUACUGCCACAUGGGGAGAUAUGCAUUAUUUAGGACUGACUGGGUUAGAGGUUGUGGGUAGAGAUGGAGAGGCGUUACCUGUGAACAUUAACAUGAUGAAUGGUAGUCCUAGAGAUCUACACUCACUUCCUGGACAUGAAAAUGAUGACAGGACACUUGAUAAAGUGAUAGACAAUAACAAUUUAACAACAUCUGAUGAACACAUGUGGAUGAUACCAUUUACAGAGGGACAAAAUCACACGUUAUCUAUAGAAUUCAGUCAGACUCAAAUGAUAUCAGGACUAAGGGUGUGGAACUACAACAAAAGUAGGGAAGAUACCUAUAGAGGGGCCAGAAUUGUUCAUGUUACCAUAGAUGAUAAACAAGUUUCUCCGCCAGAAGGAUAUCUGAUAAGAAAGGGUCCUGGUGUCUGCCAUUUUGACUUUGCUCAAGAAAUAAGUUUUGCUCCACAAACCAAACCACCACAACCAACAGUAUCAAAGUCUGAAUCUAAAUAUCUCAGGAAAUCUAUAAUGUCUACAGAUGAAGCUAGUCAGGAAUAUGAAAAUGUUCAGAUGCCCUCGGGAUUUAUAUACCAGUUACAAAUGGUAACAACAUGGGGUGAUCCAUACUAUGUUGGAUUGAAUGGUUUGGAAUUUUAUGAUGCUCAACACAAUAAGAUAGAAUUGAUGGAAAACAAUAUAUCAGCUUAUCCUGACAGUGUUAAUGUGUUAGAUGGAACAUCAAAUGAUGUCAGAACUCCUGACAAACUGAUAGAUGGUUUUAAUGAUACAUUAGAUGGUACCCAUAUGUGGGUGGCUCCUAUAUUGCCAGGAAUAGUCAACAGAGUAUAUGUAAUUUUUGACCAACCAACUACAGUAUCAAUGAUAAAGUUAUGGAACUACAGCAAAACACCAAGUAGAGGUGCCAAAGAUUUUGCACUUUUGGUAGAUGAUUUAUUAGUAUAUAAUGGUAAUUUACAAGCUGUCACUCAAGGAGCAAGGGGGAUAAUUCCUGGAGUGAGUGCUCCACAGAAAUACCACACCAUACUUUUUACUGAUAAUAAAGAAAUACUCAGGAAGGAGAAACACACUGUAAUAAGCAAUCAGACAGGUGACCAGGAUAUUCAGUUGACCAAUGAUAAGCAAGUUGUUAGCCAUUAUAACGAUCCUAAAAAAGCAGAUUCUGGAAAACCUGUUAAUCAACAAUUGCGACCCAAGACCAGUCUUGUAGCUACAAAGAAAAGAAGAUAGCCAUGCCCACUAAAGCAUUAAUGCCAAUUUUAUGGUGCUAUGUGUAUCUGAUGUGAACUAAUUGUGAUAGCUUUGUAAAUCAGUGACAUUAUUUAUUGCUUAAGGUUGUGAAAAUUAUAUUAUAAGUGAUUUAUUUAUAAUGUUCAAUUUUCAGAGAUAAACAAAUCAUGAAAACUUAUUAAAAAUACCAUUUGGAUGUUGUUACUAUGACGAAUAUUUCAAAAGUAAUAAAAAUCAACAAUUAAUGGGAAAUAGUUGGUGCCAAGUAAUGCUGUGAACUGCAAUAUUCAAUGUGUAUAUUAGUGCUAAUGACUCAAAUUACUAAUUUGAUUAAUGAUUGCUAACAUUCCUGUAAUAAUAUUAUUAAACCUUUGACUUUGCAUCAAGGAA
This is a messenger RNA of Mytilus trossulus (common blue mussel), 6076 nucleotides long. RefSeq names its product katanin-interacting protein-like. The transcript is spliced from 38 exons. Lineage: Eukaryota; Metazoa; Mollusca; Bivalvia; Mytilida; Mytilidae. The coding region runs from base 110 to 5686 and encodes 1858 amino acids. The record is from RefSeq and is a predicted model, not a curated record.